CGCCGGCGCGGGGCUGGGGAGCUGCUGGGACUUGGACCCUUGUGCCCCGCCGGGAUGGGCAGCGCCCGGCCCAUCCUCUGCCUCCAGCUGUGGCUGUGGGUGCAGAGCUCUGCCCAGGAACUCGACUCCAAUGGCAGGAACGUCUGCAGGCUCCCCACCGGCCCCGAGUGCUGCCCCGGCUGGAAGCAGGAAGGGCGGGAGUGCACGGCCGCUCUGUGCGAGAGGGAGGAUGCCUGCGGGGUGGACGAGGUGUGCGUGAAACCUGGGGUUUGCCUCUGCAAACCCGGCUUCUUCGGAGCAGACUGCAGUUCCCGCUGCCCCGAGCAGUACUGGGGCCCCGACUGCAAGCGGAGCUGCCCAUGCCACCCCAACGGGCGCUGCGACCCGGCGAGCGGGCACUGCACCUGCGACCAAAACCACUGGGGAGAUCAUUGCCAGUUCCCCUGCCCGUGCGGCCCCCACGGCCACUGCGACCCCCUCACCGGCACCUGCCACUGCGAGCCGGGCUGGUGGGCGCCCACCUGCAAGAAGCAAUGUCAGUGCAACCCCACCAGCUCCCGCUGCGACCCCCUGACCGGGCACUGCCGCUGCCUGCCGGGCUGGUGGGGCAGGAGGUGCAGCUUCAAGUGCUCCUGCAACCUCUCGCCCUGCGCCCAGGAGACGGGCAAGUGCGAAUGCAAAGCUGGGUUCUGGGGGCCGGCGUGCCAGCGGCGCUGCGACUGCUUGCACGGCUCCUGCAGCCCCCUCAGUGGCCACUGCAGCUGCAGCCCCGGCUACCAGGGCAGGAGCUGCCGGGACCCCUGUCCGGCAGGGAAAUACGGGUCUCAGUGUGUGCACAGCUGUGGGAGCUGCAAGCGCAGCCAGCCCUGCUCGCCCGUCGACGGCUUCUGCCUGGCCUGCCAGCCCGGCUGGAACGGGACCCUCUGCAAGGAACCCUGCGCACCCGGCUUCCACGGCGAGGGCUGCCUCCACCCGUGUCCCCGCUGCCGGCGUGGGGAGACCUGUGACCCAGAGACCGGGUCCUGCCUGCGCUGUGAUCCCGGCUGGAUGGGACCCAGCUGCAACAGCUCCUGCCCUGCGGGCACCUUCGGAGAUGGAUGCCAGCUCCUCUGCCCAGAGUGUGUUGCAGGGAGCUGCGACCCUGUGUCAGGAGCUUGCAUCUGCCAGGCAGGCUACUGGGGAGCCAGCUGCAACAAUACCUGUCUGGAGGGGUAUUUUGGAGUGAACUGUUCCUCGCCCUGCCAGUGCUCCCGGGGGACCUGCCACCCCGUGAGGGGUGACUGUGUGUUGAGUUUUAAGGACCACGGGACCCUUGCAGCUGCCAUCCUUGUCCCUCUGCUGCUGCUGCUGCUCUGUGUUGCCUGCUGUUGCUGCGGAGCUGGUCCUGCAGAUGCUAGAGACAGGGCGGCCGUGCCGGACGAUGAUGUGGUGGCCAGGAUGAAGCACCACGUGCAGGGGGUGCUGGCGAACCUCAGUGCUAUGAUGCCUUGUUUUUCCCUUGGUGGCUACAAACUUCCCAAAGUCACAGUUUCCCACCACGACACGGAAAUCCCCUUCAACCCCAGCUUCAUCGAGCCGCCGUCGGCUGCGUGGGUUUCAGACAGCUCCUUCUCCUCCUCCUUCGAGACUGACAACGAGGGACCCGAGUACUCUGUCCCUCCCAGAGAAGGCAUUCCAUUGCUGGGGGGGGCCGAGCUACAGGAUGGGGCAUCCCCCCCCGGAGAGACACUCCUGGACCCAUCUGCCUUCGACUCCGAGGAUGUCUCGCAGCCCUUCGCCAUCCCUCGCACCUCCAGCAUCGCCAAAGCCAAGCGGCCCUCUGUAUCCUUUGCUGAGGGAACGAAAUUUGGGGCGGCAGAGACCCCCAGCCCUGGCCGGAAGCCCAAGACCCCGUGGAUCCCAUCCAAGAUGUCUUCAGCACCGGGGGACACAGCAGCCGAGCCCCCCACUGAACGACCAGCCAGCGAUUGCUACGAGAGCCCCGAGCCCCUCAGCAAGGGGGAGGAAAGCCACCGGCCAUCACCCUGGGCCACCCCGGGGGGACGCCGGCGGGUGGUCUCCAGCACCAGGCACGUGGCCCAGAGAGUGGAGGCGCUUGAAGCGGCUGCAAAAUCUGGCAGCUGGGAGGCGAAGGGGAAGGAGCCCAACGUCACCACCAUCUACAUGAUGGUGGGAACGGCCGGGCAGGACCCCAAGGCGGAGGGGGGUGGCGAGGGACCAGUCCAGGCCAUGCUCAAGCGGCUGGGCAGCUUGCAGAAGGGCAAGUGGGCUGCAAAGGAGGAGCCCAAGGUGAGGAGGAGUGUCGAGGCCAUCCAGAAGCCACCACGCCGGGCCCUGGCACAGUGCAGAGACUCGCUGAAUAGUUGCAAGCAGAGGGAGAGUGUCCCAGGAGCUCCUGCUGAACCAUCCCCUGGCAAACAUCUCCCUGGGAAGAGACAGUCCUUCCUUCUUGCAUCUCCCUUGCCGAAAAGCACCGAGGCCCAGGAUGGAGCCAGCGAUGUUGCAGGGGCCAUGGAGAGGGGCAAAAGCCCGGAGUUAGUCCUCAGCCUUGAAAUGAAGGGACAGGCUACCCCAGAGGAAGAGCCACAGUAUGAAAACGUGAUCAGCAGCAGUGCUGAUUCGCCCCCCAGCCCCGCCAAGGAGCUGCCAGCCGCUCCUGCGGCCACCUGAGCCACUACCACCUGGCCUGGGGCAGCGGGAGCCCCGGAGACCCCCCCCUUGACACCAGCAUGGGGGGAACCGAGGUCCCCCGCUGAGCUGUGAACUUGCGAACUGGGGAAGCAUCGAGCCUUCCCGUUGACCCCUGUUCCUCCGUGCCACGUUGCCAUCACGGACCCUCGCUGGCCGGCACAGACGGGUGAUGCCGAGAGCCGCCGCGGUGGCAGCCCUAUGGGGGUGUGAUGCACCAGGGCUGUUUUCUGUUCCCCCCUGCCCUCUGUGCCCCAUUUUGUGUCUGCCACAACUCGGAGGGACAGCAACACUCUGGAUGCAGUGGUGGCACCUUUUGGUCCCUGUCAGCACCAGGUUUGGGGACACGAGUCCUCCUUGUAAAAGGGACUGGGGCUGCUGCGGGCUUUGCUGGGAAAUGCAUGGGGAAAAAAACAGUUUCAUCCCAUCGGCUUUCACCUUUCCCUGCUCCAGAUCUGGUAAUGCUGCACUGAGCCUGUUGCUGUAAAGGUGCUUCUCUCUGUAGGGGAUUAUUUUGUGGAGCUGGGCUGGGGAGAGAUGAUGGGCUGUCACAAGCAGCUUCAGCAAAAAUUAAUUUUAGCUGCUUAACUCGCAGGGUAUCUGGGUCUGCAGGGGUUUAUAUGUGUGGCUCUGGCUUUCAUGGCAGGCCCUGGCUGCCUUCAUUUCUGUGUACACAUGUAGCACAUGAAAAGGCUCAUGGCACAGCAGGGCAUUUAUCGACGGCCUUUUAAAGUCCACAUAAUACCAAGCUGCAAUUUUGCAAGAGCAAACGUGGCAGCGGGGCCGUGACCAUCAACCUGUGUACCUGGCACCGUGCUGGCCCUGAUAAGGAUGGAAGGUGUGUGGAAAAUGGCAUUUCCACGGGUACCCUAAGCUCCUGCCAUGUCCCACACCUCAUUCCUACUGCAGCGACAUGUCACUAUGGGUGGCUGAGAUGUGGUGAAGGUGCUGGAGGACCUCAGGCAGCCCGGGCGAGAUGGGCCCGAGGGCUCUGCCACUCGCGCAAGGCGGUCGAGACGCCAGAGAAGAUUUGCAGCGUGAACUGGUUUUAGAUGUAUCGAAGUGGUAGAAGUUUCUUGUAUACUUUUCUGUUAUUUUGCGUGGCAUGAAAGCCUCUGAAUGAAAAUUAAAUGUUACCAAAGCCCUUUGGGAGCUGGGUUUUCCAGCCACCCUCCGAAUCAAAGGCACAGCCAGAAAUACUCUCCCAAGUAUGGAAACUGUCAGCAGCCUUGGGCUUUCAGGUUUUCUUGUUAUCAUUUUCUGGUUCUGUCAAAUUCUGAACUCUCACUUACGGAGCUGAGCCCAGAGCAGUGCUAGAGACCAGAGGGCAGAAGGAAUGCGAGUGGGCCGUGAGCGUCCAGAGCACCUACACUGCAGGCUGCGUCUCACACGUUGUGUGUGGAGCUCUGUGUGAAUCCUCCUGCUGUGGCACUGCUGAGUUGGGGUUUAGGGUUCGGGGUGUUUUGGAAAACCGAGAGGGUUUUGCUUUUUUCGCUUUGCUUUUCGCAGGUGCUUUUCUGCAGUGCAAAGCACUGAAUCUCCACGGUCCUGGGUGGGUGAGGCUGCCAGUUUUGCAGACAGCAUGCAGCACCCUUUCCUGCAGUGGUAUCACCCACUGCCGUGAUUAUAACACCAAAUAUUCUGGUAUACAAAUAAUAAAGCUCAUCCUGGCAAGACCUGAGCAGCAGCCUGGCCAGACCUCUGUUCUGCACAGGCUUGUUUUUGUUUUGACACUUUUUUUUAUUACAGUGACAGGAACAGUCCCACAUUUUAUUUAUAAGCAGCCAUUUUUUUCCUAAUCAGUUGGAUAUUUUCAGCCUGUGAGCUGAGCAGUGUUGUGCCAGAAGUGAACGUCAUGUGAGCCGGUUCGCCCUGGGUACAGCAUGUAAAUAGCUGACAACAACCUGACAGCCCUUCCUGACGUUGAAACAUGCAUCCAGCUUUGAGAAAAUGCUGCUGCUGCUGUGAGAACCUUUCAUGUUCAUGGGCUGAAUGUGAGGCAGGAUGUUUCCUCUGCUUGAAGACGAAGGAUCUUCACCCUGUCUGGGCGGUGCAAGGAAAACAAGUGGUGGAUUUUCAGUGCC
Molecule: messenger RNA, 4772 nt
Organism: Athene cunicularia (burrowing owl)
Lineage: Eukaryota; Metazoa; Chordata; Aves; Strigiformes; Strigidae
Gene: SCARF1
Product: scavenger receptor class F member 1
Exons: 11
Coding region: 55-2670 (871 amino acids)
Molecular function (GO): scavenger receptor activity
Source: RefSeq, a predicted model, not a curated record